AUGGCGGAAAAACUAGCCCCUGAAAAGCGUCACAGCUUCAUCCAUAACGGUGAAAAGGUGUUCGAGUGGGAUCAAACCCUCGAUGAAGUCAAUCUUUACAUAAAUCUUCCUCCUAACGUCCAUUCCAAGCAAUUCUACUGUAAGAUUCAGUCCAAGCACCUCGAACUUGGCAUCAAAGGCAAUCCUCCCUAUCUCAACCAUGAUCUCACUUGCCCUGUGAAGACAGAUUCUUCUUUUUGGACCCUAGAGGAUGACAUAAUGCACAUAACACUGCAGAAGAGAGAUAAAGGCAAGACAUGGGCUUCUCCCAUAUUAGGUCAGGGUCAACUGGACCCUUACUCUACUGAUCUUGAACAGAAGCGUCUCAUGCUUCAGAGAUUUCAAGAGGAGAAUCCAGGUUUUGAUUUUUCACAAGCUCAGUUUUCUGGAAACUGUCCGGACCCAAGGACCUUCAUGGGUGGAAUCCGAUCAGAUUGA
Sphenostylis stenocarpa is the source of this 477-nucleotide messenger RNA. Lineage: Eukaryota; Viridiplantae; Streptophyta; Magnoliopsida; Fabales; Fabaceae. The record is from the annotation of a GenBank genome assembly.